UCCGGACUCGGAUCAUCUCACAUUCCUUACGGUGGAGGAUAGAGAGAAGGGGUAGAAACAAGACGGGUACUAGAAGAAGAAGAAAAAGAAGAGGGGGAGCAGCAAAACGACCAUGGCAAUAUUCAAGACGUCUCAGCUUGAGAUAGUGUCCGAUCAGAGCGCACCUCUACUACCGUCGACCGAGGCUCGGGGCCAAUCGCACAAUAGACAGAGUCCAGAUGAAUGAGGAGACACCUGGGCCGUGGACAAAAUGAGGGUCAUCUUCAUCCAAAACGCCGGUUUCGUUGCUGCUUUCUCGCCUUUUAGCUGUGAGUCAGUGAUGUUGGCAGCAUUUAGGACGACAGAUAAUGUGAACGACCUAGAAUCAACCACAGACUAGCCUACGCCAGAUCAUGCCAGUCCACUAAGGAGUGAGAAGAUAAGUCCGAUCCGUUUCUUAGGCUUUAUUAUAUUUUAUUUUGUCGGGACAGAGCUCGCAGAUAGCCUAUUGCCAUUAGGCCUAUAUCCUCUCCAAAUCGAAAGUGGAUUCAGCUUCCGACAUGCAGCCUGCUGUCGAAAUCUGAAUACAUAUUGGGCUACAUUAUUAUGGCCCUAGAAUGAAUAGAUAUGCAAUAAUAUUGGACUAUAUAUCUAUCUCUGGUAAGCCGACAAUGGCAUUUUGAUAUUUGCGUUUAAUCUGGCAACAGACUAUAGUUAGACUACACAGCGAUAAUAACAUGAAUAGGUAGGAGGAGGGAUCUCUGGUCACUUAAGCAUGAUCAAAGCCAAGUGAUCAACCAAGACAAUCUGGAAAUGUAAGUUUCCACAUGUAAUAAUAUAACUAGUACGCGUAAUUUCUUGUAAUUUAUUUAUUUAUUAAUACUAUUACUAGGCCUAUAAGUAUUAUAUUAUCGAUUUGUUAUAAGUAGCUUGUUAGGAAUAUUUAACAGUGGGGAGUUAGUUUGAAUACUUCCCUAGUGAGAUGGAAACCGCUUGUCUGUCACCCCACCGGGGGGCAUCCCGUCCCGAGGCCCAACAGGGCCAAACCUCAGCGGGCAAACCGACUCGGGGUGACCUCUCCCCUCCACCUCUACCUGCCGGCAAUCCACCGGCAGAGACUCAGGCAAGCAGUGAUGGAAGGAGAAACUCGGGCGUGAAAAAACACCACCACAAACAUAACCUGAAACACCGCUAUGAACUGCUGGAGACGCUCGGAAGAGGGACCUAUGGUAAAGUCAAGAAGGCCAUUGAGCGGCACUCUGGCAGAGAGGUGGCUAUCAAGUCCAUUCGGAAGGAGAAGAUCAAGGAUGAGCAGGACAUGGUUCACAUCCGCCGAGAGAUCGAGAUCAUGUCGUCACUCCGCCACCCACACAUCAUCUCUAUAUAUGAAGUGUUUGAGAACAAAGACAAGAUUGUGAUUGUGAUGGAGUAUGCCAGCAAGGGUGAGCUGUAUGACUACAUCAGUGAGCGCCGGCGCCUGAGUGAGCGAGAGACGCGACGCUUCUUCAGACAGAUUGUGUCUGCCGUGCACCACUGUCACAAGAAUGGAGUGGUACACAGGGAUCUGAAACUGGAAAAUGUGCUACUGGAUGAAAACUGUAAUAUUAAGAUUGCUGACUUUGGGCUGUCCAACCUCUACCAUAAGGACAAGCUGUUGCAAACCUUCUGUGGCAGCCCACUCUACGCCUCUCCUGAGAUUGUCAACGGGAGACCUUACCGUGGCCCAGAGGUGGACAGCUGGGCUCUGGGGGUGCUGCUGUAUACCCUGGUCUACGGGACCAUGCCAUUUGAUGGAGGGGACCACAAGAACCUCAUUCGCCAGAUUAGCAAUGGGGAGUACCGAGAACCCACUCAAUCCUCAGAUGCCCGUGGUCUGAUCCGCUGGAUGCUGAUGGUGAACCCUGAGCGCCGGGCCACAGUGGAAGACAUCGCCAAUCACUGGUGGGUGAACUGGGGCUGGAAGAACAGUGUGUGUGACUGCGAGACCCAACAUGACCAUGGAGGCUCGCCCAUGCUGGCCCGCUUCAUCGACUGGCAAAACCGCACUGAGCCACGUGGCUCUGGAGGCAAGCCUGCAGCCUUGCCCCAGCUGCACCGCCAGAGGCCCAAAAAGUCCAAGAAGGAAAACAGUGAGGCAGGAGCACCACACUGUGGAGUGGAGGACAAGCCAGGUCUGAAGAGACCCAAGGGUAUCCUGAAGACCAGGGUAACAGAGGAGCAGCGCUCUCCCAGUCUGGAAGACGUGGAACUGGGCCAGGCUGGACUGCUGCAGCCAGCUGAAGGGGGAGAGACAACUCCAAGCCCAGAUUGUGAAGAGGAGGAACUCACCCUGACUGAGGGCUCACCAGCUAAGAUGGUGCCCUCACUGCCCAAGAAAGGCAUCCUGAAGAACAAUCAACAGCGGGAAUCAGGGUACUACUCCUCCCCAGAGCGCAGCGAGUCCUCCGAGCUGCUAGGGGGUGCCACCAUGUCUCUGCUUGCCACUUCUCCACCCAAGAGAGUAAUGGGGAGGAAGGGCAUCCUGAAGCGUAAUGGCAAGUACUCCACCUACAGUGGGCCUCCUUCAGCAGGAGCAGUGGCUGGAGUUCUCGGGGAGACUGCUCCCUCAGCUGACUCAGGUCUGUCCCGCAGUCAGAGUCGGCCCUCCAGCAUGGUAGGGGAGGACAGUUCUGUCCUGUCCAUGUCUCCCAGCUCCCUCAGCGGUGCUGAGUGGCCUCCCUCCACCCCCAGCCUGCGCCCUAACAUCAGGGCCUGUGUCUCGGCUGAAAACCUGCUACAGCUUGCCAACUUCAAGGGCUUCCAGGCAGCGCCGCCGCUCCAGGGACCCAAGUUCAGCCGUGGCCCCAGAACAAAGGGCUCCCCGGGGGACAACGGCAGCUUUUCCUUGCUGGGGGACCUGGAGGACAUGACUCAGGUGUACCAGCAAGCCCUGGACAUCAGCAGCAACCUCACUUAACAGAUGGCUGGCAAAGGGAAAGAGGAGGCAGAGGGAAUCUAACAUAACUGUGUGUAUGUGUGAGUGUGUAAAGAUGCACACGGAUGGCAUUAACGACCAGUGUGUUGCUGGGAUACACCUUUGGGAUGUUGUGGUUUCCCAAAUAGGGUUGAAAUCUUGAUGGAAGUGUUAUGUUCACACACACACACACACACACACACACACACACACACACACACACAUACACACACACACACACACACACACUGAGAUGUGCGCACUUCUUUGGCCAGAUGAAAUCCAGCUAUGGUUUUAGAAAGUGAGCAGGAAGCAGAGAAGUAGCUGGCAUGUGUGAAUGCCACCCAGUCUGCCCUCUUGGCCCGCCCAUAGACUUUGCUGUGUUCAAAAUGUUUACAUGUUCAGCAAGAAGGCAAGUUAGAAUCACAAACGCAGCAACCAGAUACUGGUUGGCUCUCUAAGCAAGCCACCCACUUCGAGUUUGAGUUUACAAAAGCACCUUAAAACUCACACAGAGCACAUGCUUUUGUGAUCUUUACUUCCUGAAUUUAAAAAAAGAUUAACAAACCAGGGUCUUGCUCCAAAAAUAACUGACAUUGUUGAUUAUUUAUUAAUGUUUUGCGUAGCUUUUAGUUUUGAAUACCAAACUGGUGGGUGCUGGCUGUUACUGGAAGAGUCCAAAGCUCAUUGUCUCCAACUCUUUGUGUGGAACUGACAUAUAUAAUUAUGUUACUCAAUGAUGAGAAACAUAUACUCAGCAUAUAUAACUAUGGCUGCGCAUGUAAAACACGCAGACAAGUAUAUCUUCAUAAAAGCGUAUGUCCUAUAUAUGUGUAUGAUACCAGGGAAUAUGUAGGAAGUGCCUUUUUUGAUUCAUAAUGAAAUUAUGUAUGUCAUUUCCUUAAAGUGGAGAGAAAAGCCAGGCCAACCUGUCACCAGUUGUGCUGUUUUGAUGUUUUGUGAAUGUGGAGAGACCCAGGGCCUUGAACACACAGCAGACUAGCCUUACUUGUUCAAAGGAGUUCAAAGGUCAGUCCAGAACUUUUACAGUUGAGCUCAGUCUCAUCUCCUUCCCAUGUCUACCACGAGUAGAAAUACGCACAUAUGGAUAUGCCGGGAACGACAGGCAGUCUCGGAAAGAUGACAGAGUCUUGAACUGUGUGUUCUUUGUCGUGUUUUUAUCCCAUACUUUGAUUUGUCAGCAGUUUGGGUGGCUUGGCAGAACACAGACUUGUUGCCAGCAGGAGAGGUCUGGAGGGGCUCACCUAGUGGGACAUUUAGUGAAGGUACAUGACUCAGACACACUCUCACAGUCCUGGAAUGUGCCUGGCAAAUAAAAACAAUCGUGGUUUUCUUGACUGUAGUUAUUUCACAUUUUCGAGGCCACUUUAGUAUCGAUUAAGUACCGUAACAUGCCCAAGGACAGAUAAAAAGUACAAUAGCUGCCAACAACAGGUAAGGUGAUUUCCACUGUUGACUGAGUUAAUAUUUUACCCAAAGCCCUUUUAAAAGAGCUAAGUAAGUCGGUUUGUUGUAGCCUGCUGAUGACACAGCACAUUCCUCAGACAAAGGCUGGAGACGUGUUGGUGCUAGAGAUCUCUAUCAUCCCCAGCCCGACUCAGCACAGGUGGGAUCUGCGGUCGGCGCUCAGCCCUCCAGCUGUGUAUACUAGUCCAUUAUGUCAACCAAGCACAAUUAGCCAGCUAUUGUUUUCUUUCGAGAG
Messenger RNA from Myripristis murdjan (pinecone soldierfish), 4655 nucleotides. RefSeq names its product NUAK family, SNF1-like kinase, 1b (gene nuak1b). Gene Ontology annotation, cellular component: cytoplasm. The record is from RefSeq and is a predicted model, not a curated record. Gene Ontology annotation, biological process: microtubule cytoskeleton organization; intracellular signal transduction; protein phosphorylation. The transcript is spliced from 7 exons. Lineage: Eukaryota; Metazoa; Chordata; Actinopteri; Holocentriformes; Holocentridae. Gene Ontology annotation, molecular function: ATP binding; tau-protein kinase activity. Bases 962 to 2935 code for a protein of 657 amino acids.